Molecule: messenger RNA, 2338 nt
Organism: Centropristis striata (black sea bass)
Lineage: Eukaryota; Metazoa; Chordata; Actinopteri; Perciformes; Serranidae
Gene: hexa
Product: hexosaminidase A (alpha polypeptide)
Exons: 14
Coding region: 365-1933 (522 amino acids)
Biological process (GO): glycosaminoglycan metabolic process; ganglioside catabolic process; carbohydrate metabolic process
Cellular component (GO): membrane
Molecular function (GO): beta-N-acetylhexosaminidase activity
Source: RefSeq, a predicted model, not a curated record
UCUGACCUUGCGUAUAAUGCUUGUGAGUGUGUUUUGACAUUAUAAAAUGUCUUAUUUUAUCAACCAGAAAUCAUGCCGACCUUCUUUUUUUAUAGCCGUCCUCAUAUCGAUAUCAUAGACUGUAUAUAAAUGAUAUAUGUGUUUUGUCAGACUUUUUAGUUUACAUUUGCUCGUCAUAUCAUUCAAACUGGAUUAAAAAAAAAAAAAAAAAAAAGACAUCCACACCUUGUGGCAUCAGUCAUGUGACUGCAAUGCUCUUGAGCACCUGACUGGCGCAGCUUGACAGAACAGUUUGCCUUUGAAUAGUGUGGUAUUGAAGUAAUGUAUGCUUAGUUUUUGACGAUACAUUCGUUCACAUUUUAAAAUGCUGCUACUACUAAUCAUUCUCCAGCUUGCCCUACACACAGUGGAGGGAGUGUGGCCAUUGCCUCAGAGUUUCACCUCCUCAAUCGAGCGAUACCCUUUGAACCCACAGGUUUUCUACUUCGGAUACGGAAAAGGAUCAGCCGUACAGCAGGGCUGUUCAGUUCUGGAUGCUGCAUUCAAGAGAUAUUUUUCUCUUGUUUUUCCAGAUUACACUUCUGGAUAUGGCGUUCUGCGAUUCAGUGUCGACAAACCAUUUAACAUUGAGGUCAGCGUUGACCAUGAUGAUUGCGAGAGUUACCCAACUGAGGACUCUUCUGAGAGAUACAACCUGAGUAUCUCUACAGGACAAGCAUCUCUGAAUGCAGAGACUGUGUGGGGUGCUUUAAGAGGUCUGGAAACCUUCAGUCAGCUGGUGUAUCAAGAUGAUUCUGGCUCAUAUUUUGUGAACAAGACUGAGAUUGAAGACUUCCCCCGGUUUCAAUUCAGGGGGAUUUUGUUGGACACUUCACGCCACUACUUACCCUUGCAGGCCAUUUUACAAACUCUGGAUGCAAUGGCUUACAGUAAGUUCAAUGUGUUUCAUUGGCACAUUGUUGAUGACCCCUCCUUCCCGUACCAGAGCCGGACCUUUCCAGACCUUUCCAGUAAGGGGGCUUUCCAUCCGAUGACUCACAUCUACACACAAUCAGAUGUUAGAAGAGUGAUCUCACAUGCCAGGCAGUGGGGAAUAAGGGUCCUUCCUGAGUUUGAUUCACCCGGCCACACCAAGUCUUGGGGAAAAGGGCAGCCUGACCUGUUGACUCCCUGCUACAGUGGAAGCACCCCUUCUGGUACUUUUGGUCCUGUUAAUCCAGCAUUACCCUCCACCUACGAGUUUAUGGCGAAACUAUUUAAGGAAGUGUCAUUGGUGUUCCCUGAUUCCUACAUCCACUUAGGAGGAGAUGAGGUGAACUUUUCCUGCUGGAAAUCCAACCCUGAUGUCCGAGCAUUCAUGCAGAAGAUGGGAUUUGGAGUAGAUUUCACCAAACUGGAAGCAUACUACAUAGAGAAUAUUGUGAAUAUCACAUUAGCUCUCAAAAAGACGUCUGUCGUGUGGCAGGAUGUGUUUGACUACCAUGAACGAAUUCCUAAGGACACAGUGCUGCACAUCUGGAAGGGCACCCCAGCCAAGUAUAAGGCCGAGCUCAGCAGGAUGACCAAAGCUGGCAUGAGGGUCCUGCUGGCUGCCCCGUGGUACAUCAACCACAUUUCCUAUGGCCAGGACUGGCGCAACUACUACACUGUGCAGCCACUGAAUUUUUCUGGUUCCGAGGAACAGAAGAAGCUUGUGAUUGGUGGGGAAGUCGCCAUGUGGGGGGAGUAUGUUGAUGCCACCAAUCUCACCCCACGUCUUUGGCCAAGAGCGAGUGCUGCAGCAGAGAGACUGUGGAGUGAUGAGACGGAGACAGCCAGUGUGGACAAGGCGUUGCCUCGCUUGCAAGACUUUCGCUGCAGGCUCCUGAGGCGUGGCAUCAGAGCGGAGCCUCUGUUUGUUGGACACUGCAGACAUGAAUACCAAGGUAUUUGAAGAUGUUGGAUGGAAGGUUUUUUCUGCAGAAUUAUCUAUUUCAGGUCAUGGUUGCCUUCUUAGCUGAAAAUCUUGUUUGGGGGUAUUUAAAUUUGUAUUAAAUUCUAUUGUUUCUGUGUUUGCAAAUGUUAAAAUGAUUUCUCAGGGAAUAAUAUCGCUUAUAUUUUAUCCUUCUCAUUUUUUGUAAUAACUAUUUAGUAAUGGGAUUGUUAUUUUAGAUUUUGCAUAUUUAUCUGUAACAAUAUUGAAAUUUGAACAAAAAUCUUGUUUGAAAGAACCCAAAGUGCUGCACUGUAAUGUCAUGUUGAACUGUACUUCAUGACUGCAAAAUUUAAUUUGAAAUAUGAACAAUAUGCUGUGGCUUUUACUCUUGCACUAAUAUAAUAAAAACAAUUUUGCAUUGCA